This is a messenger RNA of Schizosaccharomyces japonicus yFS275, 2406 nucleotides long. Its product is annotated as mannan endo-1,6-alpha-mannosidase. Gene Ontology annotation, biological process: carbohydrate catabolic process; carbohydrate metabolic process. Gene Ontology annotation, cellular component: endomembrane system. The transcript has a single exon. Gene Ontology annotation, molecular function: mannan endo-1,6-alpha-mannosidase activity. The record is from RefSeq and is a predicted model, not a curated record. The coding region runs from base 265 to 1599 and encodes 444 amino acids. NCBI's taxonomy places the organism in Eukaryota, Fungi, Ascomycota, Schizosaccharomycetes, Schizosaccharomycetales, Schizosaccharomycetaceae.
CAAAAACAUGAUAAAAGCGAUACAUAAUAACUGCGUAUUUGAAUACAACAUGGGUUUUCAAUGUUUUCUUUAUGACCGCCACCGCUUUGUUUACCAAGCCUCCCAAAUGCAAUUGUAGACGCAUACUCGUGUCCCCUUUGCCAUUACCCAUAAAAAAUUGCCAUUUCGAGCCGUUAUUCAUAUAAUUGUGCAUAUUAUUUUCAUUCAUUUUAUUAUCUUGCAUUUCUAUCAUUUUAGCCGUUGUUUUCCUCAUUUGAUUAAAUCAUGAAAAUAACAACUGUGCUUCUUGGUUUUCUCACCUGCAUUAGGUUAAGUUUUGCAUUCUCUUUAGACGUAACCGAUGAGAACUCUAUUUUAGAUGGGCUUAAUAUCGUUAAAUCUGGUUUAAUGAAUUACUAUGAUUCAUCAACAACCGUAUUUCUCACAGUGUACUGGUGGAUGACGGGUGCAGGAAUGAAUGCAUUGCUGAACAACUAUUAUCUUACGGGAAACUCAACGUACAAUGAUCUUGUGACGAAGGUCUUAUUGAGUAAUACUGGAGAUGAAAACGAUUUUGCUCCUUCCAGUCAAACCUUAGAUCUUGGUAACGAUGAUCAAGCUUUUUGGGCUCUUACUGCGAUGUCUGCUGCAGAGCUAAACUUCACCGAGAGUUCAUCUCAAUCUUCAUCAUGGUUAGAGAUGGCCCAAGCUGUUUUCAAUGAACAAGUUGCGCGCUGGGACACCACGCUGUGUGAUGGCGGUCUCCGCUGGCAGAUUUACCCGUUUAACAAUGGUUAUACAUACAAGAACUCCAUCACCAAUGGCCUUCUGUUCCAGCUUGCUGCCCGUAUUGCACGAUUCACUGCUAAUGAUACGUGUGCUGAAUUUGCGGAGAAGGUUUGGGAUUGGACAACAACGGUGGGUUUUCUCAAUGAAAGUACUUUCACGGUGUACGAUGGUGCUACCACUGCAGACAACUGCUCUACGCUCACGGAAACGCAAUGGACAUACAAUGUUGGUGUCUUCUUGGGUGGUGCAGCUUAUUUGUACAAUUAUACGAAUGGCAGUACAGUUUGGCAACAACGAUUGGAUGGGCUUAUUACCAAGGCUUCUAACCACUUUUUUUCCGGUGGUGUUAUCUACGAUCCUCAGUGUGAAACUUCGAACAGCUGUAACACAGAUCAACCCUCUUUCAAAGGUUAUCUUGCUCGAUUUAUGAUGUACGCAAUGCAGCUUGCACCAUACACUUAUGACACCAUCAUGCCAUUAAUGAAAACCUCUGCAACAGCUGCUGCUCUCGCCUGCUCAGGCGGCUCAGAUGCUGUUACAUGUGGUACUCGUUGGUACUGGAACAAUGGUACAUGGGAUAGCAACUAUGGUGUUGGUCAGCAGCUGUCCGCGUUGGAAGUUAUUCAAUCACUGUUGGUUGACAAAAUGCAAGUUCCACUUACCCAAAGUACGGGUGGCACAUCUGCUUCCAAUCCGAAUGCAGGCUCUGCUUCUGCCUCUUCGACCGUGGUCAUUUCACCUGCUACGACGAAAGACAAACAUUGGAGUCGUUUCUUCACUGCUUUGCUUGUUUUUCUGCUACUAAGUUGCUCUAUUUGGCUGUUCCUUUAAAUUAUUGAUUCAAAAUUGUUGACAUUAUCUAUGUAAGGCAUUUUUUUCUGAUUGUCUGCUCAUACAUGUGUUAACAGUGUCUGUUACGUUUCCAAAACUCGUUUUUUUCUCUCUCUCUCUUUGUCUAUUUGUCUAUUUCUUUGUGGCAUUCUGUGUUUUUAUCGACCAUUCUUUUAUCACCUGGAGCUACAUACUGUGUUUGCAUAUUCUUUUGGUGUUAAUUUGUUCUGAUUUUGGCGCUGUUUCACGUUUGCCUAUAAAACGCUCAAGGAACAGGUUUUGACAAUUUCGUUCUUAUCAAUUGGCGUGAUUUAUCAAUUAUUUAAAUGAUCUAUGUGAACAUAUUCGGCGCACUACUUUUAAAGCUAUGUUCACUGCUCCUAGCAAUACUGGAAACCACUAGGACGUUGGGUUUUUGGCCAAUAUAUGCACAUUUACGCGUUAAAACUAUGUAUUUACCAAAAACGCUUUCUGAGGUUUAAAACAUGGCCAAUUGAGCCCUACGACUAAUUUAUUGUUAGUUGACUUCUUUAGUACAUGUUUGCGCUGACUGAAUUACUUUGCAAACCUUAAAUGCAAUCUCUGCUCAUAUUCCCCGGUUUGUCCUUGAUCCAUUCGAUGAUCCUCGGCGAUCCCGACCUUUAUUGGACGCUGUCGGCUCUGUGACCGGUAUAUGCAGAUUCAGCAUCCGAUCCCGUGGCCAUUUUGGUGGGUCUUUUCUGGCAUUCCGAGGCAAUGACGUGUUACACUAUGAAUUUCGGGAGAGGUACGGAAAGGUUCACUAGAAUGAACUCACCCACAGCCAAC